Triticum urartu is the source of this 999-nucleotide messenger RNA. The record is from RefSeq and is a predicted model, not a curated record. Lineage: Eukaryota; Viridiplantae; Streptophyta; Magnoliopsida; Poales; Poaceae.
AUGCUUUCUCAUGCUGCUAGAUUGGAAUUAAUCCGUUCUGUUUUCUCGACCAUUCCAGUUUAUUACAUGUCCAAUAUUUUAUUCUCAAAAAAGUUCAUUGCCAAACUUACUGCAGUAAUCAGAAACUUCUGGUGGACAGGUAUUAGAGAAACAGAUUCCAGGAAAAGUCUUUGCCUUCGUGCUUGGAAGGACAUUUCAAAUUCAAAAACAGAAGGAGGAUUGGGUAUCAGAAACUUGAAGGCAAUUGAUGAAAGUCUAAUUCUAGCUGCGGCUUGGAGGGAAGUACACCCCAACAGGAUUCACAUCAUGGCUGCAAAUACAGAAUGCGCGUUGCAGGCUGAGGCACUGGCGUCGGAACAAGUGUACAACAGUUUUUCAGACAGUUUGAAUAAUGAACAACAUAUACCUCUGCAGGGUACAACUAUCAAGUCUGAUCUCAUCAUUAAAGGGACUAAAAUUUAUUCUGAUGCGGCCUUUCGAUCUUCAAAAAUUCUAGGUAUUAUGAGGGGACAGGUUGGUACAGGUAUUGGAAUUUACUUUUCUAUUCCUGUUGAUCAUGGUGAGCUUAAUAUUCAGAUUCAGGCAUCUGCCCCUGUAACCACAGAUCCUACUCAUGCAGAAGCCAAGGCUCUUUCUUGUGCUGCUCUUAUUGCAAACAAAUUGAAUGUGCAGCAACCUACUUUUUUCACUGAUUGUCUUCCUCUCGCUUCUGCUGCUGCUUCUAAGACCAUUUCCCACCAUGCUACUCCUUGGAAUAUCAGGAAUGAAUUAGCCUCUUUUAAUAGCAUUUAUUCUAUUCUAAAUGCUCAGGUGUUCCACAUUUCCAGGAAUCUAAAUGGAGUGGCUCACAAUCUUGCACAACAGGUGUACCAGGCUUCAGAUCAGCCACUGAUGAUUUGCUCUACAAGAUCUCAUGACACAAACCUCUGUCCUGUUGCGGCUUCUCUAGCUCAAUUCUCUGGCACAGGGUUCCAACUACACAAGGUGUAUUGCUACUAA